AUGCAGCCGACGGGCGACGGCUCCACCAGGACGGUCGAAGAAAAAUUACAGAGGAAGGAUAUGAGGGAUCCAUUUGAUGCACCGGUUGAUCUCAUUAAUGCGGACCAUAAUGGCGGGAAUCAAGUUUCCAGGACUGGUGCAGUGUCUGCUGGGGACUAUGGUUUACAAAAUGGUGGACCCAAAUCCUUUGCUCCAAACUCCGACACUCUAGUCAGGCAUCAACACCAGGGUGCAUCCUUGCACAAAGACUUAGUUGUGGAAGAUCCCAAUACUCGUAUCAUGGAUCCUGAGACCAAGGAACUUUACUUUAGAUCACAAUCACAAGAGGACGAGAUCUUGUUGCUUCGCAAGAAAAUUGCUGAGGCAUCUCUCAAGGAGCUGAGAUUGCUGAGUGAAAAACAUAUUCUGGAGAGGAGGCUCACAGACUUGAGGAUGGCUGUUGAUGAGAAGCAGGAAGAAGCUAUAUCUGGUGCUUUCAAACAAUUGAACCAGAAGAAAGCCCAUCUUGAGGACAAUAUGAGACUGGCAAAUGAACUAAAAGUUGAGGAAGAAGAGCUAUACUUUUUUACUUCUUCGUUGCUUAGCAUGCUAGCAGAAUACAAUGUUCGCCCACCUCAAAUAAAUGCUUCCACCAUUACAACUGGUACAAAGCGCUUGUACCAACAGAUGCAUUGGAAGCUCAGGUCUUUAAAUGACAAUUUAGGUGAUAUUACUCAACCUGGAAAUAUAUAUAAUCCCAAUCAUCAGCAAGUAACCCUAUCAAGAAAUGAACCUUCCCCAUCAUAUAAUAUGGAUUCAAAUAGGAAUGCUCUUCAACAGUAUGCUCAAGGUCCAAGUGACCGACAAAUUGAGCAAAUGUACCACGGAUCCAAUUUUCAGCAGGAUACUGGAGGUACUACUCCCUCUAAUUAUUUUGAAGAAGGAAGAGUAGAUGGUGACUCGCAGUUAUACCAACCUGAUGGUGAUGCUUUACCUGGUAUUGAGGGGUUUCAAAUUGCUGGUGAACCGAGACCAGGAUUUCAAUUAACAGCAUGCGGUUUCCCUACAAAUGGUACUACCCUUUGCAAUUUCCAGUGGGUUCGCCAUCUUGAAAAUGGUAUCAGGCAGUCUAUCGAAGGUGCCACGAUGUAUGACUAUGUGGUCACUGCCGAUGAUAUUGGCACUCUUCUUGCUGUAGACUGUACGCCUAUGGAUGAUAAUGGCCGCCAGGGUGAUUUGGUGACAGAAUUUGCUAACAAUGGGAAUAAGAUAACCUGUGAUCCAGAGAUGCAGAGUCAUGUUGAUGCAUAUAUUUCUAAUGGCAGAGCUGAAUUUGAAGUUUAUGUCCUGGCUUAUUCUCCUGAGGAAUGGGAAGUGGCUACAUUGGUGCUUACACGACCUAACUAUCAGAUUAAGUUCAAAAAGACCGGUGAAGUUAUAAUUGAUGAGAAGUACUCACAAAGUCUACAGACAAAAAUUCCAAAUGGGCGCACAACUCAAUUUGUUUUAGUAACUACUGGUGCAACUCUUCCAUUUAACACACUGGGAAUAUCAGAGCCAAACAAUGAGGAUCACGAUGUUAGGUUACGUGAUCUAAUCGUAUUAGUGAUGAGAACUUUCCAGAAAAAGGCUCUAGAUGCUAAAAGGAAAGGCAAGGCUUAG
Miscanthus lutarioriparius is the source of this 1641-nucleotide messenger RNA. Lineage: Eukaryota; Viridiplantae; Streptophyta; Magnoliopsida; Poales; Poaceae. The record is from the annotation of a GenBank genome assembly.